Enterobius vermicularis (human pinworm) is the source of this 1008-nucleotide messenger RNA. The record is from the annotation of a GenBank genome assembly. Lineage: Eukaryota; Metazoa; Nematoda; Chromadorea; Rhabditida; Oxyuridae.
CUGGUAAACUGUAGAAAUAAAAUUAUUCUCGAAAGGUUGGUAGUUAUUUCAGAAAAUCUAUUUUUGUACACAGUUUGUGUGUUCUUCCAAGAAGUUUUCAAACUGACGGCUUGUAUCUUGCUGGUCUUAGAAGUCUCUAGUUUUAGAGCGUUUAAGCUGAUGUAUAAAGAAGUGUUUGUAAAUUGGAAGGAUACUUUAAAAGUAUGCGUACCAGCGGGAAUCUAUGUUAUACAAAAUAAUCUUCUCUACGUUGCCGUGGCUAAUCUGUCAGCUGCUGUUUAUAUGGUAACCUAUCAGCUGAAAAUCUUAACGACUGCAUUGUUUACUGUACUGAUACUGCGACGACGACUCUCGAUGUUGCAGUGGAUUGCCUUGAUAUUUCUUUUUGCCGGAAUUGCCAUGGUUCAAGUGGUAUGUGACCUUAGAAAUAAGCAUUUUUGCGAUUUUGGAACGAAAUACCUUUUCUUGACCGUUAGUCGUUCAGGUUUUGCGGGAAUUUAUUUCGAAAAAAUCCUGAAACAGCGACGGGAAGUAUCUGUAUGGUUGCGGAAUGUGCAGCUUGCAGCUAUUUCACUUCUUCCUGCUACAGUAACGAUAUUUGCAAAAGAUUACAAUAAUGUGACGGAAAAGGGUUUCUUUGUUGGCUUCGACUUAGCCGUUUGGGGAGUUGUUUCACUGGGAGCAUUCGGUGGUUUGUUGGUGGCAGUUGUGAUCAAAUUUGCUGACAACAUUUUGAAAGCAUUUGCAACUUCGUUUGCCAUAAUUUUGGCCUGCAUAGUGUCAGUGAUAUUUUUCAAUUUUAAACCUGGAUACAAGUUUAUCUUGGGUGCAACGUUAGUCAUCGGCGCUGUGUUCGUAUAUGGGGCAUUCCCAUAUAAGAAGAAGUACGAGCCGGCUGCUACUGAACCGCCACCACCAUAUAAGGAGAAUGAGGAAGAAAUGAAGGAGAGCAAUGCGGAGGAAUUGGAAAAUACAGACAAAAUCAAAGAUACAAAGUUGCCAGUUUAA